UUGCCUACAUUAUUCAUAAGAAUACAGAAGCUGGUGAGUGUAAAUAUCUCUAAUUCGACUGCUUUAUUUUCAACGGGGAUGUAGCUCAGUGGUAGAGCGCAUGCUUCGCAUGUAUGAGGUCCCGGGUUCAAUCCCCGGCAUCUCCAAGUUGCUUUAUAGAGAUUUAUGUUGUUGUAAAUUUGUAAACAAAUAUUAUUUGUUCUGUUAAUAUUAUUAUAAGUUUCACUUAAAAGUAAAUUAUAUUUCUAGAUUUAAUUUAACAGUUAGGACCUUUAAAAUCGCUGUUGCGACAAAAAAAAAAGAUAAAUAAAAGACACAUAAUAAAACAAAAAUAAAUUUCCAACAGGUUUCUUAUAACGCUAGCACUAGUUUUGUAAAACAACAAUUUUAUUGCAAAUUUAUUUCCCGUCAAGAUCCAACUUGAAUUCUCUCCUCCUCUCACCCAAACUUGACUGUCCCUGAGAAAUGAUUUCAGCAGACGUCACUCAUCUGCAUAGGGUGUAAAAUGCAACCAUCCUGCAAUCCUCCCCGCAGCCUCUAAAACGCUCCUCGUCUCCCCUCAAACAAAUAAAGGCGCUCGCUUCUUGCUGCAUACCUGCCACCACAAACAUGGAAGGUACGGUUUUGCAUGCGCGGUCCGCUCGGAUCCACCUUGUUUUGCGUCUAAGAUGGAUGCUGCGUUCACACUGCACGGAGUAGGAUGUUACUAGCAUCCGCCGUGGUGGUAUGGGAAUGGCUGAACGAGCACGGACGCUGGCGGCCCUACAGCCCGGCUGUCUGUCAUCACAUCGAGGCAGUCAUACGGAGCGACCCCCGCUGUGGUAGUGUCGUCCUCGGCCAGGCGGACUCUCGCCUCUCGCCCUACAUCAUCGAGCUGCAUUCCAUGCACCAAUUCCGACAAGACACAGGUACGCUUCGACCUGUACGCCGCAGCUUCUACGAUCUGUCCUCGGCGCCGGGCCAGGGCUGGUUGUGGGAGUGGGAGAACGACUCUGGAAGUUGGACCCCAUACGACACGGAGGUGGGCAUUGCGAUUCAGGCAGCUCGGGAUCGUCAGCAGCCCUGGCUGGACUUGGCACCACUGGGGUUCUGCUACCUUAUUGACUUUGAAAGCAUGACCCAAAUCAACGGGCAGACGCAGCGCUGCCGGCGCAUCCAGCGGCGCUCCGACCUGGCUUACCCGCUCGUGUCUGGACCUCUACCCAAAUCGCACCAUGCCUGGGGCCCCACGUCUAUGUCCGGACAUGGAGGAAUACUGGGGGUUGACGGGUCGGGUGUUGGAAUGGGGAUGAGGAUGAGCAGCGGCGGGGCGGGGAACGGGAGUGCGUAUCCCAGCGGAGCACUCCCAGCUUCUGCCAUCACGUCUUUGGGACAACCCUGUGCCUGUCAGCAGUGCAUGUUGGUGCUUGGUGUCAAAGCAGGUACCAACCAGGUGGGAACAGCGCACACUCUGGGUCGAAGGCCACCACAGAUCAAGCCGCCCAGUCCCAAAUUAAGCAGCUACCCUGUCCCAGGAAGCUCUUACUCACUAACUCUUCCCCGGCCUCCGUCUUUGUCAAGAUCUUUUUUCCCACAAAGGACGUCUGUUGUCGGGGCAACAGGUGGCUUCGGUGUCACCGGUAUGGGACCAUCUGGAGGUUUGGGUUUUAUUGGCAAUAGUGGCGUUGGGAGCACCAGCCUUGGUUUUGGAGGCGGCUUCAACCACUCGCUUUCUCUCCUCGGCCCAGCCACUGCCGCUCUCUCCAUCUCCUCCACUCGUCCUCCACCUCCUCCUCUCCCACCUCCUCCACCACCUCCUCCCCCUCCCCCUUCCACCUUGCCCUCGUCAGCUGCCACCUCCCCUCCUCACCCGUCCACUUCCUCUUCCUCCUCCCUUUCCAUGUCCUGCUCUGCUUCCACGGCGCCCGCCCCUCCUCUCAUCUCCACAGCGGCCUCCACCUGUACACCUUCGCCUUCGGCCCGCGUUCUGGGUCCAGUCUCUUCAUCUGGUGCUUCUGCCUGUGCAGCCCCUCUGCCACCCCGCUCCAGCCUUGCAGGACUGAGUCGUCCCGCUCUGCAACGCAUCGCCAUGGCUCAGUCACGAGCACUUAUCGCCUCUGGAGUGCCAACAGUCCCAGUGAAGAACCUGAAUGGAUCCAGCCCCGUGCACCCUGCUCUGGCAGGUAUUACAGGGAUCCUGAUGAGCGCAGCCGGACUUCCUGUCUGCCUGACCCGGCCCCCGAAGCUGGUGCUUCAUCCUCCUCCGGUCAGCAAGAGCGACAUCAAACCCGUGCCGGGGCUGGGCCACUGCUGCCGCAAGACCACCAAGAAGCAGGCCCGGAAAGGCAAAACGCCAGAGGAAGUGGUGAAGCGUUACCUUCAGAAGGUCCGAAAUCUUCCUGAAGAGGACUGUACCAUCUGCAUGGAGCCCCUAAUGGGACCGUCCGGCUACAAGGGUCCCGGCGUGAGCGGCAUCUCGCGGGCCGAGUCGGUGGGGCGCCUGGCGCAGUGCGGUCACCAGUACCACCUCCAGUGCCUCGUGGCCAUGUACAACAACGGCAACAAGGACGGCAGUCUGCAGUGUCCCACCUGCAAAACCAUCUACGGGGUCAAAACGGGCAACCAGCCCCCCGGCAAGAUGGAGUACCACGUCAUCCCUCACUCGCUGCCCGGCCACCCCGACUGCAAAACCAUCCGCAUCAUCUACAACAUCCCUCCCGGCAUCCAGGGCCCUGAGCACCCCAAUCCUGGCAAGCCGUUCACCGCACGGGGGUUCCCCCGACACUGCUAUCUCCCUGACAGCGAAAAGGGACGCAAGGUCCUCAGGCUGCUUCUGGUGGCGUGGGACCGCAGGCUCAUCUUCUCCGUGGGCACGUCCAGCACCACUGGCGAAUCCGACACCGUCAUCUGGAACGAGGUGCACCACAAAACCGAGUUCGGCUCGAACCUGACGGGCCACGGCUACCCCGACCCCGGCCACCUGGACAACGUCCUGGAGGAGCUGCGGGCUCAGGGCAUCACGGAGGAGGAGUGUCUACCCAGAGACUAACUUGAGCCCUUGAAAGCACACUGGAAACCAGGCGGGAGUCUGCAAGCGCACAAGUCCUGGAGACUCGCAAUUUCUACGAAGGUGAAAGGCCGCUCAGAAAAAAGGCGGCGGCAGCGGCGGCGAUCGCUUCUUUCCUCUGCAUGAGUCAGCUUGGCUGAUCCAGUCUUGGGGGCGAGGCUUUAAAAAAAUAUAACAUACUGUGAGACUCCAUAACAAGAAUGUACCUGAUAAAUGAAGACGUGUUUACGACUGUCGCUGCUAUACGGGACCGGGGGAAAAAGUUUUAUUUUUUUCUUUCUUAUAUUUUUACUUUUAUUGUGUUAGUCUUUGGAGCCAAACCAACUUUUUUCACACUCAAAUGUGGAGCUGCAAGCAUGAGCGUUUGUUGCCCUCCAGUGGCAGAAUUCCAGAACUACAUUCCUUUUUUUGUGUUUUCUGAAACUUGAUAUUUAUAGCAUACAUUUAUAAUUUUAUAAUCUAACUUACAUCUCGUCUUAUAUGCCGUUUUAUUUGCACUUUUUCUUGGCUGGCUGACUGAAGGUUUUAGAUGAUUGCUUGUCACUUUAAAAGUCAGCUAACUUUCUUUAAAAAAAUUCAACAAUCAGUGUCAAUAUUUUGUAUUUUAUUAGCUCACAAACUGACAUUCCUGAACCGCUUGGCCCUUAGAGCAUGAGCGCAUCUAAAAGUCUUGUAUUUGCAUUACCAGGAUUGAUGGAGGAUUACAAAGUCCCCUGUAGGGGGUCCAAAUUCCUAAAAAGCUGGGAUAGGACCCCCUACGUGAGCUGAGAUUUGCACACCGCUUUCAACUUAGUAUCAAAAAGAAAUGGACAGCUUGAAUCUACAGUGUUCUUUGUGUGUGUGUGAGUGUGUGUGUGUGUGUGGGACAAGUUCAGCUGUCGAGUUUUCACCGACGGUGAUCCAGCUUUGGCCAAAGUGGUCAGAUCAGUUUGCAGUAUCACAUAUUACUCGAGGCCAACAUCAGAAGCAUUUAUACUUUACGAUACUUUAUGUAUGCACUGUGUAUGUAUGUGUUUUUUUGUGCCCAAAUUUGCAUUAAACGUUUUUUAAGGUUAAA
This is a messenger RNA of Oryzias melastigma (Indian medaka), 4103 nucleotides long. It is a transcript of the gene dtx4a, whose product is annotated as deltex 4, E3 ubiquitin ligase a. The record is from RefSeq and is a predicted model, not a curated record. Gene Ontology annotation, cellular component: nucleoplasm. Gene Ontology annotation, biological process: Notch signaling pathway; protein ubiquitination. Bases 701 to 3028 code for a protein of 775 amino acids. Lineage: Eukaryota; Metazoa; Chordata; Actinopteri; Beloniformes; Adrianichthyidae. The transcript is spliced from 9 exons. Gene Ontology annotation, molecular function: zinc ion binding; ubiquitin protein ligase activity.